AUGAUGCCAAACAACAAACGACCCGCGAACGACACACCCUUCGGCGGCAGAGAGUCACCUUCGUCUGGUCAAGCAGGAGAUCGAGAACGCGCCAAGCGCCACGAAACCUUGAAGAGGGUGAAAUCUGUUGUCGCAGGAAUGGGCCUCAACGGCGUGAAAGACGAUCGCCACGACACUUUCCAAGCCCCGACAGCGCCACGCCAUCACGUUCGAGCAGGCCAGCCACGUAUCCAACGUUCUCCACCACGUAGACCAGACCGCUGGGUCCCUCCGCAAGCCAGUCUCGGUGGCAGACUCGGCGAGCAGGUUGACAGGCAGUUUGCUGAUCUCGAGAACAAGCUUGCCGAGGCGAAUGGUUACACUCGUUGGCUUGAAACAGAGCUGCGAGCUAGGGACCGCACCAUUCGCGAUCUAUUGGAGACAGAUCAUGGUGAUGAGCUGAAGAAGGAGCAACAUGUCACGACCGACCUUCGAGCCGAGAUCGCCAAGAAGAACGAGGAGCUAUCAGUCAAGAACAAAGCUCUUCUCGAAAAGGACACAAAGUUCGAAGCCAAGCAGAAGCAGCUCAACGCACUGAUGAUGACGAAGGAGAAUGAGGUCGACCAGAAGCUGAAAGCCUUGGCUCAAGUGCGCGAGAUGACUAAAGAGGUGAAGAAGAAUGGUGCCAUGGCGAGGCUGGCCAGUGGCUUGGUCGAAAGCAAUACUCGUGGGGAGUGGAAGCGAAGCGGUGAGAUGAUGGAGGACUUGGUUGCUGCGGUGAAAGAUCAGGAGCCACCGAAGCCACAAGCUGCGAGCAAUUCGAUUGACCUCACGGGUGAAGAUGAACAAGGACCGUACCGAGUGAGUCUGGAAUCAUCGAUCACCAACAGAUUCCGGAGGGACGAUUGA
This is a messenger RNA of Fulvia fulva, 888 nucleotides long. RefSeq lists its product as uncharacterized. The record is from RefSeq and is a predicted model, not a curated record. NCBI's taxonomy places the organism in Eukaryota, Fungi, Ascomycota, Dothideomycetes, Mycosphaerellales, Mycosphaerellaceae. The transcript has a single exon. The coding region runs from base 1 to 888 and encodes 295 amino acids.